Messenger RNA from Scylla paramamosain (green mud crab), 4822 nucleotides. Its product is annotated as trichohyalin-like. Gene Ontology annotation, molecular function: aspartic-type endopeptidase activity. The transcript has a single exon. NCBI's taxonomy places the organism in Eukaryota, Metazoa, Arthropoda, Malacostraca, Decapoda, Portunidae. Gene Ontology annotation, biological process: proteolysis. The record is from RefSeq and is a predicted model, not a curated record. Bases 1543 to 3324 code for a protein of 593 amino acids.
AAAAAAAUCAAAAGAGAAACGGAUCUUAUGAUUACAAAACGUUAACAGGAAAACAAACUUGAAUACUUACAAAGCUUGAAGGAAGCACAUUGCACAGGACACCAUCCACGCCAGACAGUCUCAUUAAUUCUACACAAGCAACAACCAAAGCACCCCUUCAGUAACCAAAGAGAGACAACACGGAGCGCCAAACACGUGGAGCUCAGGAAGACUUGAGCACCUUUUUUGUCUUCCCGCCGCGACUCCGGAACUGAAGGAACCAACACUCAACACCUUCCAACUUGAACACCACACACAGAAACCUGACUUAUUCUUAGAUGACCCAACCUAAACUUACCUUAUGGAAACUAAUCUAAACUAACCACACACAGAAAAUGGAGAAGAACCCAUAGCUCAUUUUCUACUCAUCGCGAAAUAUAUGGAACAAAAAAAAAAAAAAUACUAUUCUUUUCAUUUGCAGUAUCAGAGUUAGCCUUUCACGUUUAUUUCUCAUCCUCCAUUUUCUGCUUUUCUUCUUGUUCUCCUUCCUUUAAUUUUGUAGUAAGCAAGGGAUGGUGUUACGACACAUCUUAUAAAACGAUUCCUGCUCUUAGUAUAUUUAACCAAAACGGGAUACAUUGAGCGGACAACACACUUCAUAUAUACAAAACAAUAAAUCGACUAUGAUCAUUGCUGGUGACAAUAAUGACUUAACAUAUAAGCAUACUUUCUCCUCAGCUGAGAAUGAUCCACCUCUUGCUCUUCCUGCUUGUCACUGAUGCACGAAAUAACAUCACAGGUCGUAUUAUUUCCUUGGCUAUGUAAGCGCGGGACUAAACUUGACCACCUGCGAACAGUGACAAGACUGUUAUUUUACUUGACCCCAAAAAUAUGCGUCAGUUAUGUUGUGUGAAUGGGAAUUUGUGGUGAGGUUUUCUACGGCUAUAAAUGACCAUCAGACCGUGGUGGCGUGAAGAUGUUAGUGGAAUAUUAGUAGUGCACACGUCAUCAUGUAUAGACAGAGACAGAUAAUGGAGAUAACCGACUGAUAAAAACGAAUACUUAGAGAAAUGAAAAUACAAAGGCAUAUAGAUAUAUUACAUCUAUGCUUUUGAAGGGAGUGUUCAUGAUUUCAGUGUUGGUUUGGAUACGAUUCAUUAUCAUUAAUGAAAAAAUGCAUCUCUGUCUGCAAUGAAAAUAAUAAACCUUAAUUUUGUAUCUUGCUUAAUUCUUGUAUCUGAUUGCCUUAAGAGCUUAUCACAUCUAGAAUAGAGGCCUCUGAUUGGUGGGCCUGGAGGGUGCCGCAGUGCUUUAGCUCCAAGCUGCUGGGAGCUCCAAGGAGGAGCCACACAAGUAUCCUUAAUAUCACCUAGACGUACCUCAGGACGAACAGUAAGUUCAGGGUAAAUUUGUGCCAAGUCUUAGAUUGCCUACUGAAGACUGGUGCACAGCUGUACACUACGAGACUUAAAAAGAGAAAGAAAACAACAAUCAACGGACGCAUACGAGACCCUCGCCGAGAAGGAGAACACGAAGAACUAGAGAGACACCAAGGAAAACACAAUGAAGAGGAAGUUGGACAGCCUCGAAGACUGCAGCAACCACAAGAAGAGAAAGGACACUGAAGGCUUUAAAGACAAUCAUCGCGUCAAAAGAAUGACAAGAGGAGACAAAAGCCGCGAGAAGAAAGCGGAUCGUGACCAAGAGAUUAAGAAACUCAACACAAAGAGAAAAGAGGAAAGCAUGGAAGACAAUGAGAACCAUAAGAGGAGGAAGGUGGAUGGCGUUAAAAUGGAUACAGAACACAAAAGGCAGAAGAACGGGAAUGACAGAGAAGAAAAAAAGAGGAUGAGGAUGGACUGUUUUAAUCCCAUUAUGGACCGCAUCAAGAAGAGGAAGCAAAAGGACACGGAAGAAGACAAGAACCAGAACAAGAAGAGGAAGACGCAGGAUACUGAAGAACACAGAAACCAAGACAACAAGAGGAAAACCACAGAAGACCUCCAGAAGCAGGUAAAGAAGAGCAAGAGUGAGAACAGUAAAGAACAAAAGAAGCCAGAGAACAUGGAGUGCUGUAAACGCCUUAUGAACAGCAUCAAGAAAUGCAAGAGACAGGUUGCGGAAGGGCACGACAGCCAUACCAAAAAGCGGAAGAAGGAAGACACUGAAGACCACGAGAGUCAGGCAAAGAAGCGGAACAGGCAGGACACAGAGGAACAAGAUAGCCAGGCCAAGAGGCGGAAAAGGGAGGAUGCUGAAGACCACGAGGGCCAGGCAAAGAAGCUUAACAGGCAGGACACGGAGAAACAAGACAGCCAGGCCAAGAAGCGGAGGAGGGAGGAUGCUGAAGACCACGAGAGCCAGGCAAAGAAGCGGAACAGGCAGGACACAGACGGGCCGGCCAAGCAGAGAAAAGGGGACAAGAAAGUGCCAAAAAAGAAGAGGCCGCUGGAGUGUUGUCAUCGUAUCCUUCACUGCCUCAGGAAGAGAUGGCGAGACAGCGAGGACGUGCUGAGACUCAAGCUGGAGGCCGAAAGAGUCAAGGAGAAGAGGAGUGUGAGCGGGUACCGCCGUGUUCACAUGGAGGAAGGAAACAUGGUGGAUGCGACCGUGCGCGGCCACCCGUGCCUUGUCUUGUUUGACACCGGCUCCUCAGUCAGCACCUUGGUCUUGUCACUGGGCCAGAGGCUCGGCAUCGUCACGGGCCGCGAGGAGACGGUAAAGAUACGCAUCAAUACCUGGAUUGGCGUGCUGCAGUUGGACGUGAUAAAGCUGGACGAGGUGGUGGUCGUACUGAAGGGCGGCGUGGUGGUCAACACGCCCUUAGUGGUGUUUCCACAGGACAUGGAGAUGUGCUACAGCGCCGAACGAAUAGUGAUGUCUAUGAGCCGCCUGCAGGAGGCCGAAAUGCGACAGGAGUUCCACCUCAACGGCAGCAGCAGUCUAUUCCUGCGUCACCCUGAACGUUUGUGGCAGAGAUACGAGACGCGGCGCAAGGGCAAAGUCUUCACGUUUGCCGCACGAACACCAGGCAUCGAAGAGCCGCUGACGGUGCUGGUGGACACAGGCACCGAUAUACCGUUCUGUAUCACCAAGACCGGCCUGGACAAGGUGCGGCGCAGGACAGACAGGUGGACUCUGCCGCCAGGACGAGUGCGGCUGCAGUUUGACAGCGGCACAGACAUACUGCGGGAUAUAAAAAACACCCAGGCGCGUUCCUUUUUUCACUUCGUGCUUGGACGACCGCUGCUCUAUCAAUUACACGCAGUCAUCGAUUACGUUGAUUCGUCCAUAACUUUGAGUCUCAAAAGAAAGCAAUUCCGGCUGAACCUCCUCUCCCGCUGAGCGCGCCGUGUUGCCGCGUCCUCUCAGCACCUGCGCGGAUUUUUUUUUUCUUUUUUUUCUCAUGCAUUAAGGAGAUGAGCAGAGGGAAGAUUUAAAUUAAUGAAAACACCGCUUAAAUACACUUUCCCACCGAAAAAAAAAAGUGAAUAUAGUGAAGAAAAUUGUCUGGAUUAAGGAUACUAGAUUAAUGAAAUUAUGAUUACCGAUUGUACAUUAAGCAAACACUCUCGUUUAAGGAAAUAAUGUGGAUACGAAAAUUAAGAUUAAGGAUUGUAGAGUAAGGAAACUGUCAGGAAUAAGGAAAUAGUCUGAAUUAAGGAAAUUAACAAUGAGGAUUGUAGAUUAAGGAAACAGUCUGGAUUAAGGAUUGAAGAUUAAGGAAAUGAUCUGGAUCAAGGAUUAUAGGUUAAGAAUUUAAGAUCGAGGAAAUAGUCUGGGUUACGGAUUGCAGAUUAAGGAUUUAAGAUUAAGAAAAUAGUUUGGAUUAAGGAUUUUACAUUAACGAAAUAGUCUUUUUUAAGGAUUUUAGAUUAAGAAUUUAGAAUUAAGGAAACAGUUUGGUUUAAGGAUUUUAGAUUAAGGAAAUAGUCUGGAUUAAAUAUUGUAGAUUAUGGAUUUAGGAUUAAGGAAGUAGUCUGGAUUAAGAUAAUAGAUUAAGGAUUUUGGAUUAAGUAUUUAGGAUUAAGGAAAUAGUCUGGAUUAAGGAUUUUAGAUUAAGGAAAUGGUCUGGAUUAAGAAUUUUAGAUUAAGGAUUUAGGAUUAAGGAAAUAGUCUGGAUUAAGUAUAUUACAUUAAGGAUUUUAGAUUAAGAAAUUAGGAUUAAGGAAAUAGUCUGGAUUAAGGAUAUUAGAUUAAGGAUUUUGGAUUUAGGAAAUAGUACGGAUUAAGGAUUUUACAUUAAGGAAAUAGCCUAUAUUAAGGAUAUUAGAUUAAGGAUUUUAGAUUAAAGAAAUAGUCUGGAUUAAGGAUUUUUGAUUAAGGAUUUAGGAUUCUGGAAAUAGUCUGAAUUAAGGAUAAUAGAUUAAGGAUUUCAGAUAAAGGAAAUGCUCUUGAAUAAGGAUUGUAGAUUAAGGAUUUAAGAUUAAGGAAAUAGUCUGGAUUAAGGAUUUUAGAUUAAGAAAGUAGUAUGGAUUAAGAAUUUUAGAUAAAGAAAAUAGUCUGGAUUAAAGAUUUUAGAUCAAGGAUUUAGGAUUAAGGAUUGUAAAUUAAGGAAAUAGUCUGAAUUAAGGAUUUUAAAUUAAGGAAAUAGUCUGGAUUAAAGAUUGUAGAUUAAGGGCAGUCUGGAUUAAGGAUUGUAGAUUAAGGAAAUAAUCUGGAUUAAGGAUUGUAGAUUAAGGAAAUAAUCUGGAUUAAGGAUUGUAGAUUAAGGAAAUAGUCUGGAUUACGGAUUGUAGAUUAAGGAUUUAGGAUUAAGGAAAUAGUCUGGAUUAAGGAUUUAUGAUUAAGAAAAUAGUCUGGAUUAAGGAUUGUAGAUUAAGGAAUUAAAAUUAAGGAAAUA